AUGGAAUUAGCACACGUAGAAUUUAAAAUAGGGAAAUUCAAGGGUAAGACCUUCGAAGAGGUAUGUGAGUCUGAGCAUAACUACAAUCAGUGGAUUCUUUCCAUCCCCAACGUCACGGGGCAAUUAGCUGAUUAUAAGCGCUACAUCCUUUGCAAAACAAAACAGUCCCUAGACCAAGACACAGUCAAUUUCCAUAAACAUUCAACUCGCACAUUACAUUCUAUAACUACGGAUAAUAAGGUGAGAAUUAUUGCUAGAAAAACUACUCAUGAUGACCACCCCGUUACAUGCUUGGUGAAACGACAAAAUGAAAAACCAAUUUCACUCAUAUCGAAAAAAGUCCACAUAUUAGACAGUAAAACUUCUAGUGGCAAGGUUAAUACUACAUCAAGCUCAAGUCCUCUUUCCAUGUCCAUGGCCACUGGCAAUGAUCAAAUUGAUGACAAUUUUCAAAUGUUUUUUGUGAACAUUAAUAACAAUUCUGACUGCUCAAGCAAUAUGCAAUGUCAAAAAAAGAAAAAUGUGGACGGAACUAUAUCUUUUGAGAUAAUUGAUGAUGAAAAUUUUAAGUUAUUACACAAAAGAUACGGCUACAACAAUCGUAUUCCCUAUGAGGUAUAUAACACAUUAGACAAGUUUAAUCCCGUGGUUCGCCUGAGAGAUAAUGACCGAAUUGUGACUUUUAGGGCUGAAGUUUACGGUGGACUACUUGAUCAUUUGAAGCAAAACUUUAUUUUUGAGAGUGAAAUUGAGGAAUUGCCUGUGUUUGUAAAGCGUGCAUUUCCACACUUUUGCAAUGAUAUCCGAUUAAAGCCAUAUAACAUAUCAUAUAGUACGACAAUAGAUAAAGAUGAGGUUAGGACCAGAAUUGGAGAUUUGUUGUAUGAUUCAUUAAAGCCAUUUCAGAGGCAGGGCGUUGAAUUUGGAAUUUCACGGGCUGGUAAGCUCAUACUUGGUGAUGAAAUGGGAUUGGGUAAAACAUUACAAGCGUUGGCAAUUGCCGCCUACUAUCACAACGACUGGCCAUUAUUAAUCGUUUGCCCUUCAUCUUUGCGCUUCCAGUGGAAAGAUGAGAUAUUGAGUUGGCUCCCGCAUUUGGUAAAUGAAUUAGAAAUUUACACUAUCAAAACAUCAAAAAUUAAAGACUUAUCCUUGAGAAUACACAAGAUUUUAAUAUUAUCGUAUGAUCAUUUAGUGCGAAUUGGUGGAUAUUUACAACAUUAUGCCUGUGUUGUGUGUGAUGAAUCACAUUUUAUUAAGAAUAAAAAUGCCAAACGCACAAAAGUGUUAUUGCCAAUUAUGAAAAAUGCCACUAGAGUUAUUUUAUGUUCUGGUACACCUAGUUUGAAUAAUCCAUCGGAAUUAUACCAUCAAAUUGCGCCGCUUGUCGAUAAAUUUGCAAGUUUUAAUGAUUUUGCCAAUAGAUAUAGUUAUUCUAGCAUCCAUAAGUUUUCAAGAAAAGUAAAUUACAAUGGUUGCAAACAUGGUGACGAACUACACUCAUUUUUAGUAAGAACCAUUAUGUUACGACGACUAAAAAAGAACGUACAAAAGGAUUUACCAUCGAAAAUUAGAUCCAAGAUAAUAAUUGAUAUAUCUAUGGAAUUGAAAUCUAAAUUUAUCCCAUUGUUGGCACAGAUUAAAAAUAAAGAGGAUAUUGUGGAUAAUAAUGCAAUUGUGGAGCUAUUCAAUUUUACAUGUGAGGCUAAACGAGAGGGUGUAUGUGAUUAUGUUAACUAUUUGGUGGGAAAUAACCACAAAUUCAUUCUAUUUGCCCAUCAUAUAUCCAUGUUAGAUUCUCUGGAGGGCUGUGUGCAGAAGUCUGGCGUAGAUUAUAUACGUAUUGAUGGUAGCACUAGCCAGUGCAAACGGGAAGAUCUGGUGAAGCGGUUUCAAACUUGCGAAGAUUGUAAAAUAGCAAUACUGAGCUUAACUGCCUGUGGACAGGGACUGAAUUUGACUGCCGCUUCAAUUGUCGUUAUGACGGAACUUUACUGGGUACCAGGGUUGUUAUUUCAGGCGGAAGAUCGCGCCCACCGAAUUGGCGCGCAAGGUGUAACGCAUGUAUACUAUUUGAUCGCAAAAAACACCCUAGAUGAAGUUAUUUGGAGGCUUGUUAGUAGAAAAUGGAAGGAUGUAACGAAUACGUUGGAUGGGAAGAAAGAGAAUAUACUUAUGGAUUCAGACGAUGCUGGUAAUAAUAAACAAUCAAACAUGCUGUCAUAUUUGGUCUAA
Babesia microti strain RI is the source of this 2235-nucleotide messenger RNA. RefSeq names its product SNF2 family N-terminal domain. The record is from RefSeq and is a predicted model, not a curated record. Gene Ontology annotation, biological process: replication fork processing; DNA repair. Gene Ontology annotation, molecular function: ATP-dependent chromatin remodeler activity; ATP binding. The coding region runs from base 1 to 2235 and encodes 744 amino acids. Gene Ontology annotation, cellular component: nuclear replication fork. The transcript has 2 exons. Lineage: Eukaryota; Apicomplexa; Aconoidasida; Piroplasmida; Babesiidae.